Rhizoctonia solani is the source of this 801-nucleotide messenger RNA. RefSeq names its product extracellular metalloprotease. The record is from RefSeq and is a predicted model, not a curated record. Bases 1 to 801 code for a protein of 266 amino acids. Lineage: Eukaryota; Fungi; Basidiomycota; Agaricomycetes; Cantharellales; Ceratobasidiaceae. The transcript has 10 exons. Gene Ontology annotation, molecular function: metallopeptidase activity.
AUGGUUGCACUCUCUCGUUUCUUCAUCGCCGCACUCGCACUUGCCACUAGCUCUUUAGCUCUCCCAUCCAAUGCGACUCUCUCUGCACGGGAUUUAGACGAUCUAGACUCCCCAUGUGCCACGGAUGACCCUUACGUUGGUCUCUCAGAGGCAGAGAUCGCAGGUAUCACUGCCAAUCCCCCGCUCAAUAUUCCCGAGACUCGGACUAUCAAGGUCGACUCGGCCAUCCUCGCUCUCAACUCGCAGUUUGUUGGCUCCGGAUUUACAUUCCAACGUGCUCAGCUCAAGUAUACUAAGAACGCCAAGUGGUUCAACGAGGUCGAUAAAAACCAACUCACCUUGGAUAUGAAGAACAAGUUACAUACUGGGACCGCCAAAGAUUUGAACAUCUAUACUCUUCACGAAUUCGAAGCGCGGUGGAUUCGCUACCUUCCCAUGGAAGUAUACCAAAGAGCCCAAGCUCGAUGGUGUUGUCAUGAAGUGGAACACUACCCCUGGGGGAGCCUGUCCAACUACAACCAAGGAAAAAUCUUAACCCACGAAGUUGGCCACUGGGCGGGUUUGUUCCAUACUUUCCAAGGCGGGUGCUCCGAAAAGGGAGACGAAGUUUCCGACACCCCCGCUGAGGAAACUGCCGCAACCGGGUGUCCCGUUAGUCGUGAUACUUGCAAGGACAUACCUGGCCAAGACCCGAUCCAUAACUAUAUGGACUACACUUAUGAUCGCUGCAAGACCGAUCCUUUUACCGCUGGUCAAAUUAAGCGUAUGAGGGAGAUGAUGCAGCAGCAUCGUGCAAAGUGA